AAAUAUUUAUAUUAGAGCUAGCAUAAAGUUAUCAUAUUUUACUUAAUACUUUGUUUUAAAAAGUUCUGAUUAUUAAGAUUAUAAUAUUCUAGUAAUAAUUUACUUAUAUAUUACAAAAUUCAUCAAAAUGGCAGGCUCUGAUGAUAAUAAACCUAAUAAUGAUACCGAAUCUAAUAACAUUGAAAGUAACGAAGAAAACGAAGAAAAUGUUCGAGAAGAGUAUGUUUUAUUGGAUACAAAACUGGAUGAAUUAAAUCAAGCUUUAGAUUUGUUGGAACAAAAAAAUGAUGAUAUUCAUAAAAGAUUGGUAGAACUCUUGCAAUCUAACAGAGAUAUACGACAACAACUAAAAAAUGAAAACACAGAAAUUAACUAAUUUUAAAAUGAAAUAUUUACUGCAUGUGAAAAUAGCAUUUU
Vanessa atalanta (red admiral) is the source of this 417-nucleotide messenger RNA. Its product is annotated as UPF0184 protein AAEL002161. The coding region runs from base 128 to 376 and encodes 82 amino acids. Lineage: Eukaryota; Metazoa; Arthropoda; Insecta; Lepidoptera; Nymphalidae. The transcript is spliced from 2 exons. The record is from RefSeq and is a predicted model, not a curated record.